AUGUCGUCCGGCGGCCCAACAUCAACCUCGUCCAACACCAGCCCAAGGGUCGCCGCGGGUCCCACCACCACACGCAGACGCGUACCUGACAUAAACAACAACAAUAUCGACACAGAGAAACAACAACACAUCCAACAACAAAGCUUCUCAGAUUUCUCCGACCUAGAACCCGACGACCCCGUUUUAUUAAACACCGCCCACCACCACGCGCACGUUCACCACCACCCACAUCCCAUCACGCGCUACCUUCUCCUACGCGCCCGCAUUUUACUAUGCGUACUUCGGUUAGAACAGUUUUUUCUCUGGUUGUCCGGUUCGGUUCAGGGUAUCCGGUCCGGCAAAAACGUGGGCCGGAAGAUCUUUGCGGUUUUAAUUGUCAUGGUUGUUAUGUCGGUUUUUUUUAAGGUUUCGUUUAUUGGUGCUGGGGUUGAAAUGAAUGGGAAAAGUAUUGAAAAUGGACAAUUGAUUUUGCAACGGUUUAAGGAAGAUUGGGCUUCCGCUCAAAGGGUUGUUACAGAAACUGAGACUGAAACUUCCAUGCCUAAAAGGGUCCUUGAAAGAAUGGCUACUCCAGAAAUAUGGGUGAAGCCAAACAGUGACAAGUAUUAUCAAUGCGUGUCACGACCUAGGAAUCGAAUGAAACCGUCAAAAACCAACGGCUAUCUUCUUGUUCAUGCAAAUGGUGGAUUGAAUCAAAUGAGAACUGGGAUAUGUGAUAUGGUUGCGGUGGCAAAAAUAAUGAAUGCGACACUUGUUCUUCCUUCUCUUGACCAUGAUUCAUUUUGGACUGAUCCAAGUGACUUUAAAGAUAUUUUCGAUUGGCGGCAUUUCAUGAAAGUCUUAAAAGACGACGUUGAUAUUGUUGAGUACUUGCCUAUUCGGUAUGCAUCUAUCAAGCCUUUUGUAAAGGCUCCGGUUUCAUGGUCGAAGGCUAGUUACUACAGAAGUGAGAUUCUUCCUAUGUUGAAGAGAUAUAAGGUUGUGCAAUUUACUCACACAGAUUCAAGACUUGCGAACAAUGGUCUUGCUUCGUCUAUUCAGAAACUGAGGUGCCGUGCCAAUUACCAUGCUCUUAAGUAUACGGUUGAGAUCGAGGAGCUUGGAAAGACCUUGGUUGAUCGGCUAAGAAACAAUGAUGAGCCUUAUAUUGCCCUUCAUUUAAGAUAUGAGAAAGACAUGCUGGCUUUUACGGGCUGUAGCCAUAAUCUUACGACUGAGGAGGCUGAGGAACUUCGAGUUAUGAGGUAUGAAGUGAAGCAUUGGAAGGAAAAAGAGAUCGACAGUGUCGAUCGACGGUUGCAAGGAGGAUGCCCUAUGUCACCUAGAGAAGCAGCCAUUUUUCUCAAAGCCAUGGGGUAUCCUUCAACUACAACAAUCUACAUUGUUGCAGGACCUAUAUAUGGUGGCAGUAGUAUGACAGCCUUUCGCGCCGAGUAUCCGAAUGUCUUUACUCAUUCGACUCUUGCGACUGAUGAGGAAUUAGAGCCUUUCAAGCCAUAUCAAAAUCGUCUAGCGGCUUUGGAUUAUAUUGUUGCGCUUGAAAGUGAUGUUUUUGUUUAUACUUAUGACGGAAACAUGGCUAAGGCCGUGCAGGGCCAUAGGAGGUUUGAAGGAUUUCGGAAAACUAUCAAUCCUGAUAGAUCAAGUUUUGUCAAUCUUAUUGAUCGAUUUGACCAAGGCUCGUUAUCUUGGGAAAAAUUUUCUUCCCAAGUUAAAAAAUUGCACACCGACCGACUAGGUGCGCCUUAUCUUAGACAGGUAGGCGAAACGCCAAGGAUCGAAGAGAAUUUUUUCGCCAACCCUUUUCCCGGUUGUGUCUGUAACAAGUCUGAAGAGCUAAUUACAAGCCAAAAACUAGACCAAAGAUUUGGCAUUCUACCACAAAGAUGA
This is a messenger RNA of Lathyrus sativus (Indian pea), 1890 nucleotides long. NCBI's taxonomy places the organism in Eukaryota, Viridiplantae, Streptophyta, Magnoliopsida, Fabales, Fabaceae. The record is from the annotation of a GenBank genome assembly.